GGAACUGCUGGAACGUACCACAAUUCCUUCCUAGGGCAAGGGGACAACCACGCCCCUUCUCUACACCUAGCACGUCGCGGAUUAUGAACAACCAACACCUGUGCUCCUUGAACAGGCCACCUCUCGAGUUCCGAGAAACAAAGGACCCCAAUUUCUGCCUCUUUUAGAGAAGUUAUCACCACCACCCCUGUUUUUCCAAGUUGGUUCGCUCCGUUGCCUUAGAAGCGGCCCCAAACGGACGCCUGGAAAGCGCUGGGGAGGUCCGUUGGUGUGGCAGUGGGGAAGCCUGCCUGAAUGAGUGAUAUGGAGUCUCCCAGUAUACUGGAAGAGAACUUGACUCCCCCUGAUUUAUGUUCCCUGGAAGAAGAAAAUGAAGAAGAGGAGGGGGAGGAGGAAGAAGAAGAAGAAGAAGAAGAAGAUGAUGAUGAUGAUGAAGAAAGCAUACUUGAAGAACUUGCAAAAGAGGAGGAAAUUUUGGAAGGACUGCUGGAAGAAGAGUACAAGGAGGAGAUCAACACUUUGGGCGGGAACAACACUUUGGAAAGCACUGCAGAGGACUUUAGUGGGCAAAGCAUGGAAGUCAACGUGUCCUCCAUCACCAAAAAGCCGAUGACCUACCACGACCGCGUCCGCAUCCUCAACCUGCGCAGGAAUCUGAACCAACUGGACAAACUGGCCAAGGAAAAGGAGAUGAUUUUUCGGAAAACCAGAGAGGAGCUGAACGCCUGCCAUGCCCGGAUUGAGAUGUUGGUGACUCAACAAAAGAAGACAGAGAGAGAAAUCCAGAGCGCAGAGGAGGCUGGGAAUACUGCUGUCGUGUUCCGCCUACAGGCAAUGCAUAGGCGCCUGUGUGGUGAGCUGGAAAAUGAAAAGGACCUGCAGUCCAAAAUUGCUGCGAUGCUCAACGAAAAUGUGCUGGAGUUGUGGAAGAUUGAAAUCGAACAAGGCAACUUCUCCGAUCUCCGCAAGGAGAUCACUCAGGACGAGGAAGAUCUGGAGGCACAGCGUCAAAAGCACGCGGAAGAGCGGCUCAAGAAACAGAAGGGCCGGACUCUUUUGUUGGGCCGAAGGUGGCUGAACACCGAGAGAAAAGUCCAGGAAGCGAAUGAGGAGUACGAGCAAGGCCUUCUGGACGCAUUGGAAGAGGACCAGAGGAACCACCAAAAAGCGGUCAGCUUCCUGAAGAAAAGUCUGGCAAGGGUUCAUGAGAAAGAAGCCGCCGAGGAAGCAAAACAGCAGGAACAUCUGCAAAGGAGGAUGGAGACGGUGAUCUCUCUGAAGACCCACAUCACUGCCAGUCGGGAGCACCUCCACACCCUCCAGGCGCAGGACAGAGCCAAAGCUCUGGAAGCCGAAGAGCAAGAGCAGAAAAUGUUGGAGCAGAUCCAGGCCGAAGGGCAUAAUGUCACCCGGGAAGCCUUUCUCCUGAAACGGCAGGCGGAGUUUGAGAAGCGGAAAAAGGAAUUCGAGGAGCAACAGAAAGCGCGGAAGCUCAAAAUUGUGGAGCGGAUUCUGAAAGAAGAAGCCCAGCAGGAGAAAAUCAAGAAGCUGUCCCGCUCACGGAGACCGAAACGGGAGAAGCCUUCCGACGCCGUGAAGUGGCGCGUGAGAACUUGGCAGUACAUAGCGAAGACGUGUGCCGGUUCAGCGGAAAGCGUGGCGCAGAAAUCUAGGCGCACCCCUUCGCCCUGUUCCUCAUUUGAAGGCAAAGGUGGCAGUUCAGAAGAUGUGACGGCUUCUUCCCCGCUGAUGGCCCCUGAAAGGCAAGACCGAGAAGAAGAGGAAGGGACUCUGGCCGAGCCGGAAUUUGUAGGAAUUUGGGAUCAAGAGUUCAACAUCUCUGACGAGGCCAUACCAGAUGACAGAACGGAUUCCAAACCGUUGGGGGCCACCAAACUGGAGAAGGAGAUUUACGCUCAAAACCUGGAGAAGCUGCGCCGUGGAUUUAUUCGCAAGCACAGGGUCUCUGGCCUCGAAUAUACGGGACGCCCUUUCUAUAGCAAGCCAAGCAUCAUCCAUUUCAAGGACUUUGAUAUUGGCAAAACGUAUAAAAAGAAGAUGGUUUUGAUCAAUGCCUUCUACAGCAUCAACUACUGCAAGCUGGGGGGCGUCAGCGAACACCUGAAGGAUUUUUUCACUGUCGACUUUGACCCGCCGGGCCCAAUGUCUUCCGGCAUGUCGUGCGAAGUCGGGGUGACCUUCAAGCCAAUGAUCAAUGAAGAACUGGAAGGCGAAAUUACAUUUUUAUCGCAGAUUGGGUCCUUUUCGAUCCCGCUAAAAUGUUCAACCAAGAAAUGUGUGCUGGCUCUAGAUAAAGAGCUCAUUGACUUUGGCACUCAUGUGGUGGGAGAGACAAUUUCACGGACCAUCACCUUGACGAACUGCGGAGCGCUGGGAACCCAAUUCCAGCUCCACCGGUCCGCCAGCAGCGACGCGGCGCACGCUACGGCGGCGAUGCCGUCCGCCGAGAGAGUGAUCCAUUCCACUUCGGAUCUUAAAUCCCCCGGUGAGAGAGGUAGCGGCAGCCAUAACCGAAUGGCAUCUGUGUUUGGCAAAGAAGCGGAUGACCUCAACCGUUCUGAAGAAGUGAUCCAGUUCACCACUCGGUCUGAAAGUGUUCCAGUCGUCGGCCAUUUUGAGCCUUUUGGUGCGAUGGUUUCCGAGUUCAAUCUACAUGGACAGAAUAUACCUACGUCUUUGACGACGAGUCCUCAGGAUCAUCCUUCUAGAGAAGACUCGGCUGAAAUUACGCUGGGCAAGGUUACAGAAGGCGAGAUUGGGCCCUUCAGCUCCGUCAAACUCCAGAUUAUUUUCACCCCAGUGAUUCCAGGAGCCGUUCGUACUGAAUUUGAGAUCACCUUUGACCACCCGGACUGCAAACCCUUACGUUUCAGCGUGGUUGCCGUUUCCUUGACCGUGCCGGUGUGGUUGCCUAAUCCAGACGUGGACCUCAAGAUCUGCAUGUAUGACAGGCUGUAUCAGGACUGCAUCGUUGUUCAAAGCAGGGCAACCAGUGCUCUGCGCUUGAAGUUCGACGUUUGCAAGGAACUAGCCAACCAUUUGGAACUCCUUCCCAAGACAGGCUACAUUCAAGCCCACUCCUUCUUCAGCGUGCAGCUCAAGUUCUUGCCGAGGCAGUCUCUUCCAGAAGAUGCAGGAAAAUACUUUGAUAAAAAGACCAGAGUCUUGCAGGUCCCAGUGACCAUUGUGGUUGCAGAUCAGAGUAAACCCGUCGAAUUUACUGUCCACGCCAUAGUCACGCCCUCGGAUGUGGAGAUCAGUCCGACGGAAAUCAAUUUUGGAUACUGCUCCAUCUACGAAGCUGUCCGGACAACCAUCACACUAACCAACAAAGCUAUCCUUCCCCAGGAGUUUGGCUUUGUAGGACUCCCUGAGGUUGUAGAAAUUCAGCCCAAUGAUGGCUUUGGAGUGCUCCUCCCCCUCGAGAGACUGGAGCUUGACAUAAUCUUCAAGGCCAACAAAGCUAAAGAGUACAGCUUCCAUCUGACCUGCAAGACCGAGAUAAAUCGACAAUUCAAGCUGUCGUGCAAAGCAGUUGGAGUCCACCCUCCGCUUGAGCUCUCGCACUCCCUGGUUCAGUUUUCCGCCACCGCACUCUUUGGCGUGUCGACAGCCACCGUCUUCGUGAUCAACUCGCACGUCAGCCUCAACCAGUUCACUCACGUCGUCCCAAGGAUUGGCAAGGGGGAGCUCGCCCCUGUGGGGCCCACUUCCUUCCAGUUCCUCGUGCCGGAAGAUUCUCCCAUAACUAUCUUGCCGUGUGUCGGAACUGUUCUGCCGGGGAAGAAAUGCAGGGUCGAGGUAUCCUUCCGUCCGGUGCUGUGCGAUCAGGUGAUCAGACUGGAGGCAGUUCACCUGCUGUGCCAGGCUGCGGAAGCCAAAAUGCUGAUGGAAAAAAAGAUCCGGGAAGCGGAACAGCAGAAAAAGAAGGAGGAGGUCAUAACUGGACGGAAAGAGUGGAAGAAACAGGGGAGUGGAUCUUUCCUUGGUCAAGUAUCCAAGGACAAAAGCAGUAGACAUUCCUUCAAGCAGUAUGAGCCGCCCAACGCAGAGGACAUACAGCCAGAUUCUGAAGAGUAUAUCACGGCACGUUUAUCUCUGAUUCGGACCUUCACUGAAAAAUUUGAGAAAUACGUGAUACCGUGCCUUGUUGCCAGUGGCAAUAUCAAUAAGAGAGGAGCAGAAGAUCUACAUUACAGUCCUUACAACACUCUGUACCUGGAGCUUCAUUGCCCUGCCGUGCCUCCCUCUAUCAUGGUGACUUCGAACAACGGGAAAACCACUUUCCACUUCGGAGAUGUCGCAGUAGGGCACCGAAUUAAGAAAGAAGUCCAGAUACAGAACAUCUUCCAGGAAGAACUGACUCUGAGUUAUUCCCUCCUGAAUCCCUAUGGACCCUUCCUGUUGGUAAAUCCCAUUAAAACACUCGGCGAAGGAGAAUCCCGAGUCCUUGUCAUUUCGUUCUGUCCGGAUGAGUGCGAACGGUACUUUGAAAUCUUGGAAAUCCGGAGCGAGAAAACAAUCCUGGCCCUCAUCUUGAUCGGCCAAGGGGUGCCUGUUUCAAUCAGCUGCUCGGUAGAGGGAGACGUGUUCAACAUGGGAUAUGUGGUUGCCAAGGAAAUGACCUCUGCCACCUUCAAGAUUGAGAACACCUCCGCUAUACCGCUGAAGUUCUCCAUGGUCCUGGAGUCCCUCUCGGCACGCAGACACAAAGACCAGCAGAAGCUUCCUCUUUUCCUUGAAUCUCAAGGGAAAACAGACGUGGUUGGUACACAGAACUACAGCGGCUCAAGUGUGUUCAGCGUCUCCCCCGUAGAAGGCACCAUUGGUCCGGGGAAGAGUCAGGAGAUCACCGUCACCUUCAGCCCUGAUCACGAGAGCCUGUAUUAUACAGACUGCCUCCAGAUUGUCCUCUUUGGCAAGGAAGUCAUCCGGGUGAUCCAGCUAAAAGCAAUGGCCAGGAGCCACAUCAUGUUUGUGGAAGGCGGUGACCCGUUGGAUGUGCCCAUCGAGUCGUUGACCACCACGGCGUCGGUGGCUGAAGAUAUGGCCACAGCAGAAAGCGACAGGGCCACAAAAUCCAUCCUCCUCAGCCUGGAAAGCAUCCAGUCGGAGACCUUCGUGAUCCCCGCUGUAAGGGAGCUGCGAGUCGGAGGGAUACGAGGCAGCUUCUGUGCAUCGAAGAAGAAUGUCGAAUUCAGCUGGGAAGGCCUCCAGCUCCUGCAGCUGAAAGGAUUCACCAUAGACCUAGUGAAAGGCGCUGUCGAGCGGGGACAAACGAAAACCAUCAACGUCUCUUGGGUGCCCCCCGCUGGCUCCGAUCCCAACCAGCCUGUGACGGGGUCAGCCACCCUACUGGUGAAAGGAGACAUCAAGGAAGUGUACAACAUCUACUUCAUGGGCAGGAUUGUGACCUGUGAGAGUGAGAACGGAGCUACCCAAAAGCAAAGCCCCCAAGCGUCCUCUUUGUAAGCCAGAUGGAGCAACACCCCUCAGGAGAUUCCAUCACCCCCAAGAGUCCCUCAGGACACCCAGAACUGAAGCAAGGGACCUCAGAUGUUUUACCUACAGACACAAACCCAGGCAAAAUAGGCAUGGAUUUCUUCAUAGUUGGAAACCAAGUGAAAUCUGUGGGUGGCACAGGGCAAAGUUUCUGGAUGUGAAGGGGAGACCUCCUUUCCAUACUGGCUCUCUGGAAACUAGUAGGGUUGCCUAUGAGUAGGUGGCUUAAGUUUUCCAGCUUAGCCUCAACUUGGUUUUCCGAGAAGGAGGCCCCGGAGCAUCUAAACUCCUAUGGCUCUAUGGCCAACCCACAUGUGACAUAGGAGCUCUGUGGUCAGAAUUCCUGGUUCUUUUUUCUGUUGAGUUUGAAGUAGCCAUUGCAGACUACAGUUCUGACCAGAGCCGUGGCAUGGCAGGAGAGGGAGUUAACCCUCCCCCACCCCUGCCAUGACAUUUUCUGUAUCUAAUCUGCCCUCCCUCCCUAAACCUCCUAUUGCGGGAGUUUUCAAACUUGGGUCCCUCCAGAUGUGGUUGGACUACACCUCCCAUCAUCCCCUGUCACUACAGUCCAAUGACAUCUGGGGACCCGAGUCUGAGAACCUUCUGGCCUCUUAGCCUGCAUGGGGGAGGGGGAGGGGGAGGGGAAUGAGCAGUAUCCUUCCUGUAUUUGCAGCUUCUGUCAGAGGAGGAUUCAGCACCAGCUGCGGAAAUGCUGAACCUGAAUCCUUAACACUGGACCUGACAGCCGAGAGCCCCGAGAGCACGUGUGGCCACCUUGGCUCUUCAGCUGUUGCUGGGCUACACCUCCCGUCACCUCCAGCUACAGUACAUUGUAGCGGGGGAUGAUGGGAGUUGUAGUUCAGCACAGCCGGAGAGCCAAGGUGGCCAACCCCUGCCCUAGAGCCUUGGACCCCUGAACUGGGAUCCUCGACAGCAGCAUCUGUUGAGCCUGAGUUUUUUCAAAGGCCUGUCCCUUUCCACAGCACGGGCCUUGAGUUCCCCACUGUUCACCACCGCAGGCAUCGCAUCAAGGGGGAAUUGAUGGCAGAGUGUUAGGCUCCAGGUUUGAGGACUUUCCCUUUUUAAGGCUCUCCAUUCCUAGGAAGGGGACAGAGCCCAGAUUCUGUUAACUAUCAGGCUUCUGUGGAGCACAGUCUCUACUCGGAGCUAUCCAAGGUGCUGAAACUCCAGCAGUGACUGCUGUGUUGACUUUCCGAUGGACCUCUUCAUUCCUUGUGGGCUCUCACUCAUGGUCAACAUAACAUAGCCUCUGCUCCACCAGUGCUGCUCUCCCCAUUAAAAUUGGGGGGGGGCACCCUGUUCCUUUAUAGCAUAUAUAUAUAUAUAAACUGAGAAAUUAGAUCACAGAUCUCCGAGACUGUGUGAGGUUUUGCCCUCAGCCUCAGGAUUAUCCAGGAUCGUUGCUUCCCCAAUAGUCUUCUAACUCUUGAAGAUGCUGGGCUGGGCGGGGCUUUUGUUGGGGUGGGGUCUGCAUUUGGCAAAAGAGUUGUGGCGCGGUGCAGGAUUAGACCCCAUGGAGCACAGCCAAAUGGUUAUGAACCUAAAUGUGCAAUUGUAGUAAGAAUAAUAAAAAACAGGUCAGUGUUCCAAA
Molecule: messenger RNA, 7135 nt
Organism: Hemicordylus capensis (graceful crag lizard)
Lineage: Eukaryota; Metazoa; Chordata; Lepidosauria; Squamata; Cordylidae
Gene: CFAP74
Product: cilia and flagella associated protein 74
Exons: 39
Coding region: 295-5493 (1732 amino acids)
Source: RefSeq, a predicted model, not a curated record